GACGCCGAGCGGGGACGUAGACGGAGACGGCUGGGAGCCGGGAGAGACCCAGGGUGCUGCCUGCCCCACCAUGGCCCCCCCAGCGUCUGCCCUGCUGCUGGGGUUGCUGCUGCCCUGUGCCCUGGCCUGGUCCAGCCCCCUCAGCACUCCCCGUGUCUACCUGCCCUACAAAGAGCUCCUGCAGACCCGCACUGCUCGGCCCUUCGCUUUUGCCUUCAACACCAGCGACUAUCGGAUCCUGCUGGUGGACCAGGACCAGGACCGGCUCUACCUGGGCGCCCGCGACUACCUGGUGGCCCUCGACCUCCACAAUGUCAACAAGGAGCCACUCAUUAUCCACUGGCCGGCGUCCCAGAGUCAGCAGAGUGCCUGCCACAUGGCGGGGAAGGGGCAGCGGGACGAGUGUUUCAACUACGUGCGUCUGGUGGAGCCCGUGAACCGCACCCACCUGUACGUCUGCGGGACGGGGGCCUGGCAGCCCGUCUGCGCCAUGGUGCACCGCGGCUGGAGGUCGGAGGAGUACCUGUUCCGCAUGGUGCCCCGGUCGCUGGAGCCGGGGAAGGGGCGCUGUCCGUACGACCCCCGGCAGAGCAGUCUGGCCACACUUGUCAACGGGACGCUCUACGCUGGGCUGCACGUGGAUUUCAUGGGCACAGACGCGGCGAUUUUCCGCACCAGGGGCCCCCGGGCGGCCGUUCGCACGGAGCAGCACGACUCGCGCUGGCUGUACGACCCAGUUUUCCUCCGGGCUCACGUGGUGCCGGACAGCUCCGAGCGCAGCGACGACAAACUCUAUUUCUUCUUCCGCGAGCGGGCGCUGGAGGGCGCCGUGGGGCCCGGUGUGCUGGCCCGGGUCGGCCGGGUCUGUCUGAACGAUGACGGCGGGCAGCGGGCCCUGGUGAGUAAGUGGACGACGUUCCUGAAGGCCCAGCUGGUUUGCUCCGUGAUGGGCGAGGACGGAGUGGAGACCUUCUUCGACGAGCUGCGAGACAUUUUCCUGCUGCCGACUCAGGAUGAGAAGAACCCCCGGGUGUACGGGCUGUUCUCCACCCUGGGGUCGGUGUUCCAGGGCUCGGCCGUCUGCGUGUACCCCCUGAGUGCCAUUCGCAGCGUGUUCAACGGCCCCUUCGCCCACAAAGAGGGGCGCAGCUACCAGUGGGUGCCCUACACCGGCCGCGUGCCCUACCCCCGCCCCGGAGCCUGCCCGGGCGGCGUGUUCACCCCGGGGCUGGGCUCCACACGCGAGUUCCCGGACGAGCUGGUGACGUUCGUGCGCUCACACCCGCUGAUGUAUGACCCCGUGUACCCGGCGCCACGCCGCCCCCUGCUGGUGCGCGCCGGCCUCCCCUACAGCUUCACCACGCUGGCGGUCGACCUGGCCCAGGCGGCUGACGGGCGCUACGAGGUGCUUUUCCUCGGCACCGACCGGGGCACUGUGCAGAAAGUGGUGGUGCUGCCCAAGGACCCAGGUGUCCGGGAGGAGCUGACGCUGGAGGAGGUGGAGGUGUUCAAGACCCCCGUCCCUGUGAAGACCCUCUGGAUUUCGUCGAAGCGGCACCAGCUCUACGUCUCCUCGGACGUGGGCCUGACCCAGCUGAGUCUCCACCGCUGUGGAGCCUACGGCCCGGCCUGCGCCGACUGCUGCCUGGCCCGGGACCCCUAUUGUGCCUGGGACGGGCGUCGCUGCGCCCGCUACAGCCCCGCCCCCGCCAGGCGUGUCCGGCGCCAGGACAUCAAACACGGAGACCCCCUUCGCCAGUGCCGGGGUUUCAAUGCCCAGGCGGAGCAGCAGCUGGUGGAGCAGGUGCAGUUCGGGGUGGAGGGGGGCAGUGUGUUUCUGGAGUGCCGGGCCCCCUCCCCCCACGCCCAGGUCAGGUGGCUGCGGCAUCCGGAGGGCGGCGCCCGACGCCUGCUGCCCCGGGAGCGGGUCCUGCUGCAGACGCCCCAGGGGGUCCUGCUGGCCCCGGUGACACCGGCGGACGAGGGCCGGUACCAGUGCGUGGGCACCGAAAACGGCUACACCCGCUCUCUGCGCCGUCUGCUGCUGCACGUCCUGCCCCACGGCCUGCUGGGGGGCUCCCCGCCCCCCGUCUGCCAGGGCGCCCGCGUCGGAGCCAGCCGGGGGGGCCGGAGCUCCCCCCCCCGGAACUGA
Gopherus evgoodei (Goodes thornscrub tortoise) is the source of this 2152-nucleotide messenger RNA. RefSeq names its product semaphorin-3F-like. Gene Ontology annotation, biological process: positive regulation of cell migration; semaphorin-plexin signaling pathway; negative chemotaxis. Lineage: Eukaryota; Metazoa; Chordata; Testudines; Testudinidae. Bases 71 to 2152 code for a protein of 693 amino acids. Gene Ontology annotation, molecular function: chemorepellent activity; semaphorin receptor binding. The record is from RefSeq and is a predicted model, not a curated record. The transcript is spliced from 18 exons.